AUGUCUUUCGCCGCUCCGCUUGCCUCGACGAUUUUCUCACGCCUCUACCGUCCCUUCUCUACCACCCAGACUCGAUCCUUCUCGACCUCAGAAACUCAAUCGCGCAAUAUGUCCAACACACAAAUCGCCACCGUAGCAGCCGGCUGCUUCUGGGGCGUCGAACACCUCUACCGCAAGAAUUUUGGCAACGGCAAGGGCCUCCUUGACGCUAAAGUGGGAUACUGCGGUGGUGAAACUCCAGCGCCCUCAUACCGCGCCGUGUGCACCGGACAAAGCGGCCACGCCGAAGCUCUCCAGGUCACAUUUGAUCCUUCGAUCGUGACAUAUGCCCAGCUCCUUGAAUUUUUCUACCGCAUGCACGACCCCACAACAGAAAACCGCCAGGGUCCGGAUGUUGGCACACAAUACCGCAGUGCGAUCUUUACACAUGACGAUGAGCAACACAAGAUUGCCGAAGAGAUUACGCGAAAGGUCGGCACGGAGUGGUACAAGACACCGCUAUCUACCAAGAUUGUGCCCGUGGCUCAGUGGUGGGAUGCGGAAGAAUAUCACCAGCUUUAUCUUCAAAACAACCCGGCUGGAUAUGAAUGCCCGGCUCACUUUAUUCGGAACUUCCCUCCCCUGUCUGAAUGA
This is a messenger RNA of Penicillium brevicompactum, 633 nucleotides long. Its product is annotated as peptide-methionine-S-sulfoxide reductase. Gene Ontology annotation, molecular function: peptide-methionine (S)-S-oxide reductase activity. NCBI's taxonomy places the organism in Eukaryota, Fungi, Ascomycota, Eurotiomycetes, Eurotiales, Aspergillaceae. Bases 1 to 633 code for a protein of 210 amino acids. The record is from RefSeq and is a predicted model, not a curated record. The transcript has 3 exons.